This is a messenger RNA of Erigeron canadensis, 2685 nucleotides long. Its product is annotated as F-box/kelch-repeat protein SKIP11-like. Gene Ontology annotation, cellular component: nucleus. Bases 889 to 2226 code for a protein of 445 amino acids. Gene Ontology annotation, molecular function: protein binding. The record is from RefSeq and is a predicted model, not a curated record. The transcript has 2 exons. NCBI's taxonomy places the organism in Eukaryota, Viridiplantae, Streptophyta, Magnoliopsida, Asterales, Asteraceae.
CAAAAAAAACACAGCUGGUUGUGGGUCCAUUAACCACCGCCGACCACCGUCUUCCGCCUCACUUUCUCAUUUUCCCGACCACCCUCUUUCUCUCUCAUAUAUGAUAUAUCUAUCUAUAUCUAUAUGUAUAUAUAUGUAUAUGUACAUGUAUGUAAUGUAUCUAGACGUUUAAUUAUUUUUCUUUUGAAGAAAUUAAAUAAAAAGUUGGGAUUUUUAUAAGAAAUGAAGCAAUAGAAACUACAAUUAAAUCCAUUCCACCCUUUUAUUCUUCAUUCUUCCCUAAUAAAUAAAUAAAUUUUAACCUUAAAAAAAGCAUUUUGCUUUUACUUAUAUUUAUAUACACAUAUAUAGAGAGAGAGUAGAGAGAGAAAGAGAAGGAAAGAUAAAUACCCAAAAUCCUAAAAUCCCAAAAGCAAUUUUAUUUUUUUUGGUUUUGUCAAAGGUUUAAUAACUUAAGCUCACAACUACAUAUAUACAUAUAUAUAUCUAUAUAUUUGUAUAUGUAUAUGUAUGUAUGAAGAAAUACAAAGAAAGACAAAAGAAAUGAACUAACAUAUUCUUCUUGUUGUAGAGAGAAAAAAAAGGGUUUUUUUUUUUUUGGAAAGUUUGGAGCAUAAUUCUAUACAAAGGAAGAAACUUUAUUCAUAUCCAGUAUUUGAAAAAGAUUCCUGCUUGGUGAACAUAGUGGAAGGUGUCAAGAAAUCUCUAUUAGGGUUCUUCAGAAAUUUUGAAAAGUUUUCAUCUUUAGCUGUGAUUCAAUAAGAUUUCAAGACAUUUCCAAAAGUUUUUGUCUUUUGGUUCUGAUUCAAUUAGAUAUCAAGAAAUCUUGAUUAGGGCUGUUCAGAAAUCCAGAAAAGUUUUCAUCUUUUGGGUCUGGUUCAAUAAGGCAUGUUGGAAGAGAGGUCUUUUUUGGUUUCGAGAAGCUUUAGUAGCAAAAGGGACAACACUUGGAGUUUUAUGAGCAACUGCAGGAUUGAAAAAAUUGAAACUCAUCAAGAGAAAAGACCGUUAGAAGCUGAAGAUGAUGAAAUCAUUCACAUUAGAAAAACCCGCAAGCAAUCCAAUAGCUAUGAGAAUCUUGAUCUUGGAUUAGGAUUGCUUGAUCUUGCAUUGGUCCCCGUUGAUCAAACUGAUAAUAAUGAACAUCAGGCAGGUGAUAAUUCAGAUUCAAGCUCCCUAAUCCAUGCCAUCGGUCGUGACAACUCAAUUAGUUGUUUACUCAAAUGCUCAAGAUCUACUUAUGGGUCUUUAGCAUCGCUAAACCGAACGUUUCGUGACCUGAUUAGGAGUGGGGAGCUCUAUAGAUUAAGAAGGAAGAACGGUAUUAUCGAGCAUUGGGUUUACUUUUCCUGCCAUUUGGUCCAGUGGGAAGCAUUUGAUCCGAUAAAUAAGAAAUGGAUGCGUCUCCCAACAAUGUCAUCGAACACGUGCUUCCAGUUUUCCGAUAAAGAAUCUUUAGCCGUAGGGACUGAGCUACUUGUGUUAGGAAAAGAAGUUAUGGAUCAUGUAAUAUAUAAGUAUAGUUUGUUAAAAAACUCAUGGUCAUUUGGGCAGCUAAUGAAUGAGCCCAGAUGCUUAUUUGGGUCAGCUAGUCUUGGUGAAAUCGCAAUUGUAGCCGGUGGGUCUGACCCGAAUGGAAAGAUUGUGAACUCUGCUGAGCUUUACAACAGCGAGACUGGAAUGUGGGAAACACUCCCGGACAUGCUUCAACCAAGAAAGAUGUGUUCGGGAGUGUUUAUGGAUGAUAAAUUUUAUGUAAUUGGAGGGGUUGGAGGGGCUGAUAUGAAGCCACUGACUUGUGGUGAAGAAUAUGAUUUGGCAACUCGGGAAUGGAAGGAAAUCCCGAAUAUGUCACCAGUGAGAACUGGUGGUGCCGUCAACGCCACAACGACCACAACCGAGGCACCGCCACUAGUGGCGGUUGUAGAUAAUGAAUUAUACGCUGCUGAUUGUGCGGAUAUGGAGGUGAGGAAGUUUGAUAAAGGAAGGCAAGAAUGGGAAACUGUUGGAAGAUUGCCUGAACGGGCUGAUUCGAUGAAUGGAUGGGGUAUUGCAUUUAGGGGUUGUGGUGAUCGGGUCAUCGUCAUCGGAGGACCAAGAACUAGUGGGGCAGGGUUUAUUGAAGUGAAUUCGUGGGUUCCAAGAGAUGGGCCACCUCGUUGGACCAGGCUCGAUUGGAAACAGUCGAGUAACUUUGUGUACAAUUGUGCUGUGAUGGGCUGCUGAAGUUGGUGUUUUCAUGGGCAUAUGAUUCUUGAUCAUGGGUAACUCAACUAUUUCAACAAAGGUUUCUCUUUCUUUUCUUUUUUUUUUUCUUAUCAUUUUUCAUUGUUAAUCAGGAAAAGAAAACAGAUUUUUACUUGAGAUUAAAGAUUUCUUGAUAGAUCUUGAGUACAUUUCUUUACAUUCUCAUCUAUCUCAAGGUUAGAGGAUCUAAUAACUUAUCUUCGGUAGGUAGAGUUUUGUCAAAAAUGAUCUAAACAGUUUGAUACAUGUUUUUUUUUUAUGGUCUUUAGUAUCUUAACCUUGCUCAAAGGAGAAAUAAGCUACAAGAAAACAUAACAUAUAUGGUUUCCUAUUGAGCACUCUUGUCCUUGUAUUUAUUAUGUUUUUGUUGAUAACGAAUUAUAAGCUCUUUGUGUUUGAUUUUAGUUCCUUUCGGUUAGACUGCAUUGGUUUUUGGUU